Anoplopoma fimbria (sablefish) is the source of this 5007-nucleotide messenger RNA. It is a transcript of the gene xpo1b, whose product is annotated as exportin 1 (CRM1 homolog, yeast) b. The transcript is spliced from 25 exons. The record is from RefSeq and is a predicted model, not a curated record. Gene Ontology annotation, cellular component: nucleus; cytoplasm. Gene Ontology annotation, biological process: ribosomal large subunit export from nucleus; ribosomal small subunit export from nucleus; protein export from nucleus. Gene Ontology annotation, molecular function: small GTPase binding; nuclear export signal receptor activity. NCBI's taxonomy places the organism in Eukaryota, Metazoa, Chordata, Actinopteri, Perciformes, Anoplopomatidae. Bases 402 to 3626 code for a protein of 1074 amino acids.
CGGCUGAAAACUAAACCGAGAUGGAAUCUCCCAGUCUGAACCGGUUUCAACCGGUUGCGAGUUAGUUGCUUGAGAGAGGAGAGGAGGCGCAGGCACACAACCUCUACACCGCCCCGCUCGGAGAAAACACAAGAGUAACGAAAUAAUUAGUGAAUCAAGGUUGACUUUGUUUCGUACAAUGUUUCGGAGUAAAAUAUUGCUGUGUUUGCCGCGAUAAUAGCUUUGGGAAGCCACAUCAGUGGUGGUUAGCAGCCAGACAUCCCUCACUGCUGGAGCUGGAGAUAGUCAACGCUGCAGAAAUAGGAAAUCUGUCCUAAUCAACACUGAAGUACUCACUAGACCCUGUAGCUUCUUGGGCAAACGCCACUGUUUUCAGUCAGAGCCUCGGACUUUAGAGCUCUAUGCCAGCAAUUAUGACAAUGUUAGCAGACCAUGCAGCACAGCAGCUGCUGGACUUCAACCAGAAACUGGAUAUCAACCUGCUGGAUAAUGUGGUGAACUGUCUAUAUCACGGGGUGGGACCGCAGCAAAGAAUGGCACAAGAAGUGUUGACGCACUUAAAAGAGCACCCGGACGCCUGGACGAGAGUGGACACCAUCCUCGAGUUCUCCCAGAACAUGAACACCAAAUACUAUGCCCUUCAGAUUCUGGAAACGGUUAUCAAAACAAGAUGGAAGAUUCUCCCCAGGAAUCAGUGUGAAGGUAUAAAAAAGUAUGUUGUUGGUCUCAUUAUCAAGACUUCAUCAGACGCAUCAAAUGUGGAGAAAGAAAAGGUGUACAUCGGCAAGCUGAACAUGAUCCUUGUCCAGAUCCUGAAGCAGGAGUGGCCCAAGCACUGGCCCACCUUCAUCAGCGACAUUGUCGGAGCGAGUCGCACCAGUGAGAGCCUUUGUCAGAACAACAUGAUCAUUCUCAAACUGCUCAGCGAGGAGGUCUUCGAUUUCUCCAGUGGACAAAUGACCCAGGUCAAGGCCAAGCACCUAAAGGACAGCAUGUGCAAUGAAUUCUCCCAGAUAUUCCAGCUCUGCCAGUUCGUCAUGGAAAACUCCCAGAACGCCCCCCUGGUCCACGCCACCCUGGAGACCCUCCUACGUUUUCUCAACUGGAUUCCUCUGGGGUACAUCUUUGAAACCAAACUGAUCAGCACAUUGGUGUAUAAGUUCUUGAACGUGCCCAUGUUUCGCAAUGUGACACUGAAGUGCCUCACAGAGAUCGCCGGUGUGAGCGUCAGCCAGUACGAGGAGCAGUUUGUCACGCUCUUCACCCUGACCAUGUGUCAACUCAAACAGAUGCUGCCUCUGAACACCAACAUCCGGCUGGCCUACGCCAACGGGAAGGACGACGAGCAGAACUUCAUCCAGAACCUCAGUCUGUUCCUCUGCACUUUCCUCAAAGAGCACGGGCAGCUCAUCGAGAAGCGGCUCAACCUCAGAGAAACAUUAAUGGAGGCCCUCCACUACAUGCUGCUGGUGUCCGAGGUGGAGGAGACGGAGAUCUUCAAAAUUUGUCUGGAGUAUUGGAACCACUUGGCUGCAGAGCUCUACAGAGAGAGUCCCUUCUCUACGUCCACGUCCCCGCUGCUCUCCGGCAACCAGCACUUUGACGUUCCACCACGCAGACAGCUCUACCUGCCCGUACUCUCCAAGGUGCGUCUGCUCAUGGUGAGUCGGAUGGCAAAGCCAGAGGAGGUGCUGGUGGUGGAGAAUGACCAGGGAGAGGUGGUCAGAGAGUUCAUGAAGGACACCGACUCCAUCAACCUCUACAAGAACAUGAGAGAAACCCUCGUGUACCUGACUCACUUGGACUACGCAGACACAGAACGCAUAAUGACGGAAAAGCUUCACAACCAGGUGAACGGCACAGAGUGGUCCUGGAAGAACCUCAACACGUUGUGCUGGGCCAUCGGCUCCAUCAGCGGGGCCAUGCACGAGGAGGACGAGAAGAGGUUCCUGGUCACUGUCAUCAAGGAUCUGCUGGGUCUGUGCGAGCAGAAGAGAGGGAAGGACAACAAGGCCAUCAUAGCCUCCAACAUCAUGUACAUUGUCGGCCAGUAUCCACGCUUUCUCAGAGCCCAUUGGAAGUUCCUCAAAACCGUCGUCAACAAACUCUUUGAGUUCAUGCACGAGACGCACGAUGGUGUUCAGGACAUGGCCUGUGACACGUUCAUCAAGAUCGCCCAGAAGUGCCGGCGCCACUUUAUCCAGGUGCAGGUGGGAGAGGUGAUGCCCUUCAUCGACGAGAUCCUCAACAACAUCAACACCAUCAUCUGUGACCUUCAGCCUCAGCAGGUGCACACAUUCUAUGAGGCAGUAGGUUAUAUGAUUGGUGCUCAGACGGAUCAGGCUGUUCAAGAGCACCUGAUAGAAAAAUACAUGCUGCUGCCCAACCAAGUGUGGGACAGCAUCAUUCAGCAGGCCACCAAGAACGUGGACAUCUUGAAGGACCCAGAAACGGUGAAACAGCUGGGCAGCAUCCUAAAGACCAACGUCCGAGCUUGCAAGGCCGUGGGACACCCCUUUGUCAUCCAGCUGGGACGGAUUUACCUGGACAUGCUCAACGUCUACAAGUGCCUCAGCGAGAACAUCUCUGCUGCCAUUCAGACAAAUGGUAAGGGAGGUGAGAUGGUGACGAAGCAGCCCCUGAUCCGGAGUAUGAGAACGGUGAAACGAGAGACACUGAAACUGAUCUCAGGCUGGGUCAGCCGAUCAAACGACCCACAGAUGGUUGGGGAGAACUUUGUCCCGCCGCUGCUGGACGCCGUCCUCAUCGACUAUCAGCGCAACGUCCCCGCCGCCCGCGAGCCCGAGGUCCUCAGCACCAUGGCAACCAUCGUCAACAAGCUGGGGGGACACAUCACCAGCGAGAUACCCCAGAUCUUUGAUGCCGUCUUCGAGUGCACACUAAACAUGAUCAACAAGAACUUUGAGGAGUUCCCGGAGCACAGGACUCACUUCUUCUACUUACUGCAAGCGGUGAACUCUCACUGCUUCCCCGCAUUCCUCGCAAUCCCCCCUGCCCAGUUCAAACUGGUGCUGGACUCCAUCAUCUGGGCCUUCAAACACACCAUGAGGAACGUGGCUGAUACUGGUCUGCAGAUUCUCUACACGCUGCUGCAGAAUGUGGCCCAGGAGGAAGCAGCCGCUCAGAGUUUCUACCAGACGUACUUCUGUGAUAUCCUACAACACAUCUUCUCUGUGGUCACCGACACAUCGCAUACUGCUGGCCUGACGAUGCACGCGUCCAUCCUGGCCUACAUGUUCAACCUGGUGGAGGAGGGGAAGAUCACCACGGUGCUGAACCCUUCCAGCCCCACCAACAACCAGGGCUUCAUCCAGGAGUACGUCGCCAACCUGCUCAAGACCGCCUUCCCUCACCUACAAGAUGCUCAGGUGAAGGUGUUUGUGACCGGGCUGUUCAGCCUAAACCAGGAUAUUCCCGCCUUCAAGGAGCACCUUAGGGACUUCCUCGUCCAGAUAAAGGAGUUUGCCGGCGAGGACACCUCGGACCUGUUCCUGGAGGAGAGAGAGGCGUCGCUCCGUCAGGCCCAGGAGGAGAAACACAAGAUCCAGAUGUCCGUCCCGGGCAUCCUCAACCCGCACGAGAUCCCAGAGGAGAUGUGCGACUGAGCACCAGCUCCUUCAGACUGUACAGUAGUCCAAACAAACAAACAAACAAAUCAACUCUAACCGCAGCAAACACAACGAAAACCCAAGAGAGGCACUUGAGUGUGGGGGGAGGGGGGGAGGGGGGCUCGCCCUCCGCAGAGCGGGUCGUCCCACCGGAUGUUUGUUGACCAAAACAAUGCCAACAAUGUGUACAUGAUUACCGCGUCACCCUGUGGCCCUUUUUACAUAAUCUGCGUUUUCUAUGGAGACUUUUUUGUGUAAUAUCUUUCCAGAACUGUUAAUCGAAGCUAACGUUUGUCGGUCUCUGGCCCAUCCCAAGACCUGCAUGAGGAGGUUGUAACGAUUAGACUUAACCAUCUUGUUUGUGUUCUGUUCCCUCCACCUUCCACGUCCUUUUUUUUUUUUUUUUUUUUUUUUUUAAACCCCAGCUUCCCUUUUUCCCAUAUAUUUGUUUAUGUAUAAAUAUAUUAUAUAUAAUGUCUGAGCAGGCUUCUAGACCCGUGGUGUGACGGACAGGAAGUGGUCUUUCAGCACCGGACGCGCUGCUCGUUCGGUGCCCCCCGGUGCAUCGUGGGAGAAUGUGAAUCGAACAGAUUAAUGAAUGAAGGCGGAGAGAUGCUGCUCCGCGUGUCGGUGUCGGUCGCUCAUCGCUGUGUGGCUGCUGCCGGCAGGUUUUUUCUUUUUAGGGAAAGCAAAACCGAAUAUGUGCAUAUCAUCCCAAUUGUAUAGCAUCUUUAAGACCAUGGGAACAUUUUUUUUUUUUUUUUCUUUUUAUUCUAUUGUUUCUUUUUGUUUCGGUGUGUGCGCGUGUGUGCUGUCGCCUAGUCGACAUCAGCGUUUUGUUUUCCUCUAAGAGGAUUGUUGCUCAUUUGUGAGCCUUCAUCAACGGGAUGUUUUAAGGAAGUGGCGGAGGUAUUUAUGGGUUCUUAGUUGGUUGCAUCUUUAUAACAGCUCCUGUUUAACUCAGAUGGCUUUUGAGAUUUUUUGGAAUUGUACUAAUUUAGAUUGUUUACCAGGCGGUAGUGCUCCAAGACGCUACCUUUAGAGCAAAAUGACAAAAAAAUAAAACUGGGUUUACAUUUGAUUUUGUAUUUUUGCAUUUUGUUUUCAGUUGUACCUUGUUUGAGUUCAGACCGAAUAAAACAAAAGGCUUUUUUUUUUUUUUUUUUUGGUCCGGAGAGCAAAUGAAUUGCCAACGAGUUUAAUUAGGAAAAGAAUGUAUAAAUCCAAAUAAGCACCCAAUCUCUAAUGGCAAAUUCCCCUUCUCAAGGUGUUACAGUUGUUGUGAACUUUUUGAACUGAUUAAAGCUGAGAAUUUUAUAACCCUGCCUUUGCUCAGAUUUUGUUUCAUUUUUAUAGGAUGUUAAUUUUGAGUCAGUCC